Messenger RNA from Hypanus sabinus (Atlantic stingray), 4783 nucleotides. It is a transcript of the gene ssbp4, whose product is annotated as single stranded DNA binding protein 4. The coding region runs from base 107 to 1270 and encodes 387 amino acids. Gene Ontology annotation, biological process: positive regulation of transcription by RNA polymerase II. The transcript has 18 exons. The record is from RefSeq and is a predicted model, not a curated record. Gene Ontology annotation, cellular component: nucleus. Lineage: Eukaryota; Metazoa; Chordata; Chondrichthyes; Myliobatiformes; Dasyatidae. Gene Ontology annotation, molecular function: single-stranded DNA binding; protein binding.
CGUGCCCAUUGGUCUGGGAGCUUUACUCAGAUGUAUCUAUGGAGAUGGCAAGUCGCUGGUUCCUUUGACAGGUGUGUGUUUCAGCUUUAAGAGACAGACAGCGGCAAUGUACAGCAAAGGGAAAGGAUGUGCGGUUCCUUCGGACGGUCAGGCAAGGGAAAAGUUGGCGUUGUAUGUAUACGAGUAUCUGCUCCAUAUUGGGGCACAGAAAUCUGCACAGACUUUCCUCUCAGAGAUCCGCUGGGAAAAGAAUAUUACUCUGGGAGAGCCUCCCGGCUUCCUUCACUCCUGGUGGUGUGUGUUUUGGGAUCUGUAUUGUGCUGCUCCCGACAGACGGGAAACCUGUGAACACUCCAGUGAAGCCAAAGCCUUUCACGAUUAUAGUGCGGCAGCAGCUCCGAGCCCUGUGCUUGGCAAUGUGACCCCUGGCGAGGGGGCUCCGGGGGUCCCUCUGCCACCCGGCUUCUUCCAGGGUCCCCCUGGAUCACAACCAACCCAACACAGUCAGGCACCUCGACACAAUCCCAACAACCCCAUCAUGGGACCCCAUGGUCAGUCCUUCAUGUCUCCUCGGUACCCAGGUGGACCCCGGAACUCGCUCCGGAUAUCAGCACAGCCUCCUAUCGGAGUCCCGGGAUCUCAGCCACUGUUACCAAAUGCAAUGGACCCCACAAGACAGCAAGGUCAUCCAGGAAUGGCCGGUCCAAUACAGCGAAUGACUGCUCCUCGAGGACUAGCUGGGAUGGGACCCCAGAAUUACGGAGGCGCAAUGCGGCCCCCGCCUAACUCUUUAGGAGGCCCUGGAAUGCCGGGAAUGAAUCUGGGUCCAGGCGGUGGGAGAACAUGGCCAAACCCACCCAAUGCUAAUUCGAUACCAUAUUCCUCAUCAUCACCGGGCAGCUAUGUGGGUCCACCGGGCAGUGCACCCCCAGGAACGCCAAUCAUUCCCAGCCCUGGAGAUUCUACCAACUCCAGCGAGAACAUGUACACGAUGAUGAAUCCUAUUGGGCCUGGAGGGAAUCGACCCGGAUUCCCAAUGGGUCCUGGAGCUGAGGGUCCGCUUGGUGGAAUGGCAGGCAUGGAGCCUCAUCACAUGAACGGAACGCUAGGUUCUGGUGAUAUUGAUGGAUUGUCAAAGAAUUCCCCGAACAACAUGACAGGGAUCAGCAAUCCUCCUGGAACUCCACGUGAUGAUGGCGAGAUGGCAGGAAACUUUUUAAACCCUUUCCAAAAUGAAAGUUACUCCCCAAGUAUGACGAUGAGUGUGUGAGCAAGUCCUACAUACUCUCUCUUCUGAUCCUCGUGCAAUCCCACUAGAAAUGAGAAGAAAGCGUGGAUGGCCAUUUGCUAUUGAAACGAAACAAUAUUUAAUGGACGAUUACCUGCGCAGUUGUGUCUGCUGCACUGUGCUGUAGUUAAGUUGGAAGGAGGUCUGAGGCCUGUUGGAGGAAUGGAAGAUGUUAUAUUUAAGCAUGGGGCUGAGGGGGGAGGGGAGGGGAGGGGAUGGCAUGGGGAGGGCGAUCAAAGAUAUUUUACUGUUUUAAUACUUUCUUUUGUAUAAAAAAUGUUGUUCAUUCAGAAGACAAAGAUACUUAAAGGCCUUGGUCCUGAAGCAGGCCCAAGCCGGCACAGUUUGUGGCUAUUUCAGUUACAUGGUGCUGUGAUAACCAAGCAACACUAUUCUAUCUUUAUCUUGACAUAGGGAAGGGGCAAUGGAGGGAUGAUCGACAUUUCAUGUUUCACUGGAACAUCCAAUGGUCUCUUGUCCAGUAGAGUCCUCUCAGAUCUUGGUGGGCAGAAGGACCUCUUUCCAUAGUAUAUAACUUUGAGAGGUCUGUGUGCAGCCAAGGAAUUGGGUCUUCUGACUGCAGGCUUAGCCUCUGCAGUUGGAAGCUCUUUCUGCAUGGUUUAGCUGUUUUUGGGCUGUGCAGCAAAGUUCACAAUUCGGACAGAGGUCCUCACUCCUCAACACGCCACCCCUGAGAUCUCCUCUCCAUAUUUUCUGUAUCUGCAUCUUUCCCCAUGAAGAAUCCCUUCAAACUUCACCUCAAGUCCAAGCUUCUUGGAAGUUAAAAUUCCUCCUCCUGUUUAGAUGCAUGCGAAUGAAUAUUUAAGUGUUCAUUGUCCCCGGGCUCAUGUCUAUAAAGCACCAAAUCUGCACUGAUCUUUUGAACUUUUCCCAUUGUCUCGACGGUGAAAACAUUGCAGCACAGAUCCGAAAGUUCUGCUCCUUGGUCAGCCAUUAACCAAGGGAAAGCCCAGCGAACUUGUCUUUAUGGGCAAAUAUGGCUGCAUGGGAGAUGAAAAUGCCUCUGGUGCUGUUCAACCUUUGCUCACCAGCACAUGAACCAGACCCUAGAUUAUUCACCUGAAAGCUAACUACUGUUUUGACCAGAAGGGGCUUCCUUGUAAAUAUUGUAAUCAUUUACUGUCAAAUGGCUUCUUUCAAAAAUUCUGGAAUACAUUUGGUACUUGGAGCUUGUACUGACAUGAAUUAUGUAUGCCCUGAGUCCCUGCUGCCCACUGGAUUCAACAAAAGACCUUGGCCUCAACAUCACAUUGGAGCAAUCACGGCUGCCAUAUGUGUGGCACUUAUCUUAUGGAUUGCUAAAUGACCAGUUAUUUGAUGGCGUGGCUUCGGUUGUUAGUGUUGGUUCGGAUUCUAGGAGGUACUCCAGGAUUCUGGAGGGAUCGUUAGCAUCUACCAAAGAGGUUUGAACAGAGAGACCCAACCCUUAGUCUAAAUGACAAUAGAUCAUGUUCUCCUCAAGUGCAUCAACUAUAGAAGGAGACGGCUGUGAUGACCUUACUGGGGCAUCCAAGAACAUCAACAAAUCAGAAUGGAGCGGAAUAUGGUGAAAUAGCUGAGUGGUUGUCCACGAAUGGGGCUAUUGAGUGAAAGUCCCUGGUGCAAUUUCAGCAUAAGUUUGUUGAGUACUGAUGGGUUGAGACCUUAGACUUUUAAGAUUAGAUGAACUAAACGGUUCUCCCUGCCCAGCUAAAAAAAACCUUGCAAUUUGUCCAAGUGAAACAGAGUUUCCCUGUUCUAAAUGUUCCAUAUCACAGUUAAAUCGGCUCCACCUCUGGGGAUUUCCCUUUCUGUCAUCUGCCUUCCUUCACCAGUGCACCAGCCUUAUGUCCAGCAGAACUGAAUACUUCCUGCAGUUCACCGACUGUCACCCCCACAACAUAACCAGCAGCCUCCAGCUCAAUUCAUGUUCACCUGUUUUCUCAAUUAGAAGGGCCUUUGCAAAAUUUUCACUCCUACAGUCUGGUGUGACAUUAGGUAAGAUGUAGGUCUGCUGCCAAUGUAUCUAUCAUCCAUUUCUUGGUUAUCAUACAGUCUCAGAAGAGGUUGUUCCUCAUAUCUCUCCCUCUCUCUCCCCCCCCCCUCUCUCAAAUAUAUACACAUUAUACUGUAUAUAUACACACGCUGCAGGCUCAUGCUCUCUAUCAACAUGGUAAAGUCUUCACAUGUUUCUUUGCAAACACAUUGCCAUGACAACUGCUUGCUCACUGUCACUACUCACACAUAUUUCCUGCCCCCUCAGGAUCCUUUCCCUCUCACUUUAGGUCUGUGAUGUCUCACCUAAGGACCUAUUCACCAUGAAGUCACAAUGCCCACAAUAUGCUAAAGUUUGCUUCUAUCUUUAGAUUUUGUUGAAUCCCUGUUUUUCUGUUCGGUUCUUUUGCUGCUUGUACUUUGACACCAGCCUUUGCUUGGUAGCUGGAAGAGGAAGAUUCUCACAGACCGACUGUCCAGAGUGGACGUUAUUGAGAAUAUCCAUAAGAAGGGACCAUUGUGGGGUGGCAAGAGUGGACUAUUAUGGCAUUUCAGUAAAGUUUCAUGGGGAGUGUCAUAUUGCUGAGAGGCUUUGUGUUGAAAGCCCCACCAGGAUGCCAUGAAUUGGCAAGGAGAGGGUUCAGAAUAGGAGCAGAGCCAAGAUUUGUCUGUAUGUACCGCGGAGAUAUUCAGAACUGAGCAAAAUUGGUACAGGUGGAGGGCAGCUUCAGUGGUCUAGCCCCUCAUUAUUAGAGUCAGCCUGAUAACCAACUAGGGUAUCAUGACACCCUCUCCCUUUGAGAGGGAUCCUGCAUGGUCGAAUCCAAGAGCUUGCUAGCCUCCAUUUAAUAUCCUCUGGGUCCUGCACAUCCUGUUCACCUGGAUUCAAUGCCCCCCCCCCCACCCACCACAGUUUCUACAUUGUAGAUUUCAGAAACCCCUGUGUCCUGUUGCCUAUACCUAAGGAUCCUGCAUAUGUGGGUACUGCAGUCCCCUAGACCUUGCACCUGCCAAGAUCCUGAACACACUUGGAUUCCCCUUUCCUGAAUCACUUCCGGGAUCCCACGCUCUUGAUGAGAACAGAGAAGAUCAAGUUUGAACUUAGAGCUGAUAUCAUUUUAGCUGAAUCGAAAUCAUAGUUAUUACUUAAACCACACAGCGCACUGCUGGGUACCAGCAGGGACCUCAGCCAAUCUUGAACCCAUGUUUUUUUAAAUAUAUAUUUUUAAUAUCUAUCAUUUAUGACUGUACAGUCCUGUAUUCCUGCUGCCUGCCAAUUGUGUUUGAUGUAUAAUUGCAUUAAACUUUUACGUUACGUCUUAACUGUAUUGAACACAAAUGUUGGCAGUUUGCUGACCCUCUCAGCCCCAAGUUUGCUAUAGCGUUCUGUGUAGUUAUAUAUAUUAUGUCACCUGUAUGUUCUUUAUAUAUUGUAAAGAUUCUUUAGAUGUUCAGUUGCGUAUUAUACUGCAUCAAUAAAUGUCAUGGAUGCUUUUCUUA